Molecule: messenger RNA, 3003 nt
Organism: Microtus oregoni (creeping vole)
Lineage: Eukaryota; Metazoa; Chordata; Mammalia; Rodentia; Cricetidae
Gene: Trmu
Product: tRNA mitochondrial 2-thiouridylase
Exons: 11
Coding region: 67-1320 (417 amino acids)
Biological process (GO): tRNA wobble position uridine thiolation
Cellular component (GO): mitochondrion
Molecular function (GO): sulfurtransferase activity
Source: RefSeq, a predicted model, not a curated record
GGCCGGGACUUCCGGCGUAGCGUAGACGCUGCCCGAAAGCUGCUGGUAGGAGUUGCCUGUGGGCCGAUGUCGGCGCUGCGGCAUGUCGUGUGCGCCCUGUCUGGUGGCGUGGACAGCGCGGUGGCUGCGCUUCUGUUGCGGCGAAGAGGUUACCAGGUGACGGGGGUAUUUAUGAAGAACUGGGACUCUCUGGAUGAACAUGGUGUCUGUGCUGCUGACAAGGACUGUGAAGAUGCUUAUAAAGUCUGUCGGAUCUUAGACAUCCCUUUCCAUCAGGUGUCCUACGUGAAGGAGUACUGGAAUGAGGUGUUCAGUGACUUUUUGAAUGAGUAUGAGAAAGGGCGGACUCCCAACCCUGACAUCAUCUGCAAUAAGCACAUCAAGUUCAGUUGCUUUUAUCAUUAUGCUGUGGACAAUCUUGGAGCAGAUGCCGUUGCCACUGGCCACUAUGCAAGGACCUCGCUAGAGGAUGAAGAGGUCUUUGAGCAGAAGCACACUAAGAGACCAGAUGGGCUAUUCAGAAAUCGAUUUGAAGUCAGAAAUCCCGUAAAACUUCUCCAAGCAGCUGACAGCUUUAAAGACCAGACCUUCUUUCUCAGCCAGGUUUCCCAGGAUGCCCUGAGAAGAACCAUCUUCCCCCUGGGGGAAUUAACAAAAGAGUUUGUAAAGAAAAUAGCUGCAGAGAAUAGACUCCAUCAUGUGCUUCAGAAGAAAGAGAGCAUGGGCAUCUGCUUCAUUGGUAAAAGAAACUUCGAGCAUUUCAUUCUUCAGUAUUUGCAGCCUCGGCCUGGAAAGUUUAUUUCUAUCGAGGAUAAUACGGUUCUGGGAACACAUAAAGGUUGGUUCCUGUAUACUUUGGGCCAGAGAGCUAAGAUCAGUGGCUUGAGAGAGCCCUGGUAUGUGGUGGAGAAGGAUGGCACCAAGGGUGAUGUGCUUGUGGCUCCCCAGGUAGACCACCCAGCUCUGUACAGGGACCUGCUCAGGACCAACCGUGUACACUGGAUUGCCGAGGAACCACCUGCUGCCUUAGUCAGAGACAAGAUGAUGGAGUGCCAUUUCCGAUUCCGCCACCAGAUGGCACUAGUGCCCUGUGUGCUGACACUCAACCAGGAUGGCACCGUGUGGGUGACAGCUGUGAAGGCUGUGCGGGGCCUUGCCUUGGGACAGUUUGCUGUGUUCUACAAGGGUGAUGAAUGUCUUGGCAGUGGGAAAAUCCUACGAUUAGGGCCGUCUGCCUAUACACUCCAGAAGGGCAAGAACAGAAGCAAAGUGGCUCCCGAGGUCUCCAGUGACAGCUCAGGCCUGCACCCCACACCCUGACAAAGGCCAAGCCUCUGGGAAGAAGUGCUAGAGCAGUCUGGGGGCAGGCUGGUCAGUGAUGGGCUUGGUGCUGCCGGAAUCAGUAAGUGCUGGUUGGCUGCAGAGCCAGGGCCGCGUGAGGAAGGAGCAAUGCGUCUCUGCACUGGUGCUGCAGUACACCAGAAGCAGUUGCUGGCUGGUCAGCCUCCAGGGCCCUGAUGGAGCUGCUCUUCCACAGUGCUGUGCACCGAGGCUGCACAGGAACAGCAUUAAAUAAAACCAUCUGCCAAAUAGUCUGACCACUGUGUCUGGGACCGGCUGGAGGCCUGAGUGAGCUGCUAUGGCUGUGCUCCUUCCACUGGGCCUCAGCUGUAGCCCUUUCCCCCUCCCUAGGGCCUGAUUUCUCUCCAAAAGGAAGGCAGUUAUCUGUAUUAGGCCAUUCCUUGUCUGGAAGUCUGAUAUGUGUGAGAUAACCCUUUCCCUGCAGUGCCCACACCAAGUGGAAGCCAGUGUUUUCCUGUCAGCUUGGCACUGUAUUGAAGUGUACAUUGUGUCACUCCAGAAGGGCUCAGGCGUGUAAGGAAAACACAUCGGAAGAUGACCUUUAGUGGGGAGGUGUGCAUGCAGGUAGAGACCCAGGGAAAGGGCACCCACUACUCUGCUCCCAUUUUUCCCAAGGGUAGCACCACUGGGCAGAUGUGUGAGACAAUACAGAGGUUAAAAAGUCUGGAAACUCACCGUUUUGGACAGGAAUCAAAUAGAUGCGGGCUGGAAGCAGCACUGCUAGGAAAUAGUGCUAGCCAGGUCGCUGCUACGUUAGGAUGAGGGUUUUAACCAGGCCCAGACUCUAAAGAAUUCAAGAUGCCAUUGGAGUUCUUAAAGCCAAGAGAAAGAUGAUGGAUGGAACCCUGAGGUCAUUGAUCUGUACAGCACCAGGGAGAGUAGAGCACCGAUCCGCAGUUCCUAGCAGAUGACGGUGAAUGCAGAGCAGUAGACACAGCGAGGAACCAGAACACUUGAAAUGUGAGCAGCAGUGUAGUCUCCGAGAGGAUGAGCGAGCAUCAUGACUAUUGCUAGUGCUCAGAUCUGCAGAACAAGAGAGGUAGCAGCACCACAGGGUCUAAUAGGCCCUUGUAGUGGUCCCAGAUUUGGAGACUGCCACAAGAUGGCGCUGUGGUUUAAAGUGCUUGCUGUGCAAUCAGGAGGCCCUGAGCUUGGACUCAGUACCACAUAAGCUGCUUGGCCUGCACAUACCUGUGACCCCAUCUCCGGAAGGAGUAGAGACAGGACUAGUGGGGGUUUGCUGGCUUCCAGUUUAGCUGAAAAAAAAAAAAAAAGCCCACAAACCCCAGGUUCAGGGAGAGACCCUGCCUCAUAGGUGGGAAGUGAUAGAAGACACCAGAUGCCCUUUUCUGGUCUCUGUCCCCUAGCUGGAAAGAUGAUGGCUCUGGUUAAGAAUACUGGCAGAGACAUCUAUGCACACUUUACAGAUCCUUAAGUUCUCAAAUUUGAUAAAAGACACAGAGGCUGAAGAAUUGGAAAACUUGGGCAAGUCCAUCCAUGUCGUGGCAGACCUGCACGUGAAUAGAAAAUUAUGACAAUACCUGUCUGCCACCUGCACCCCAUGAGAGCCUGAGGCCGUCUUCAGUAGUCCCUUCCAUGCCACCUUAGGGAACGGAAAACACCCAGCACAGCAUAGGUACA